AUGAAUACAACAACUUCCACACAUUUUGUUCCACAGAGAAGGUUUGAAAUCUACGAGCCUCUCAACCAAAUCGGUAUGUGGGAAGAAAGCUUCAAGAACAAUGGAGGAGGCAUGUAUACGCCUAACUCUAUCAUCAUCCCGACAAACGAAAAACCAGACAGCUUGUCAGAGGAUACAUCUCAUGGAACAGAAGGAACUCCUCACAAGUUUGACCAAGAGGCUUCCACAUCCAGACAUCCUGAUAAGAUACAGAGACGGCUUGCACAGAACCGCGAGGCAGCUAGGAAAAGUCGUUUGCGCAAGAAAGCUUAUGUUCAGCAGCUAGAGACAAGCCGGUUGAAGUUAAUUCAUUUAGAGCAAGAACUCGAUCGUGCUAGACAACAGGGCUUCUACGUGGGGAACGGAGUAGAUACUAAUAAUGCUCUUGGUUUCUCAGAUAACAUGAGCUCAGAGCGGUUCUUCUUGUGGAUAGGCGGAUUUAGACCCUCUGAGCUUCUCAAGGUUCUGUUACCGCAUUUUGAUCCUUUGACGGAUCAACAACUAUUGGAUGUAUGUAAUUUGAGGCAGUCAUGUCAACAAGCGGAAGAUGCGGUCUCUCAAGGUAUGGAGAAGUUGCAACAUACAUUAGCAGAUACUGUAGCAGCCGGGAAACUCGGUGAAGGAAGCUAUGUUCCUCAAAUAACUUGUGCUAUGGAGAGAUUGGAGGCUUUGGUGAGCUUUGUGAAUCAGGCUGAUCAUCUGAGACAUGAGACAUUGCAACAGAUGCAUCGGAUCUUAACCACGAGACAAGCGGCUAGGGGUUUGUUAGCAUUAGGUGAGUAUUUCCAACGGCUUAGAGCUUUAAGCUCGAGUUGGGCGACUCGGCAACGUGAACCAACGUAA
Messenger RNA from Thlaspi arvense, 882 nucleotides. The record is from the annotation of a GenBank genome assembly. Lineage: Eukaryota; Viridiplantae; Streptophyta; Magnoliopsida; Brassicales; Brassicaceae.